CCGGCGCUGUUCCUGGCGCGGCACUGGGAGCGGGCGCCGCUGCUGGUGCGGCGGGGGGACCCCGGCUACUACGCGGGGCUCUUCUCCACGGCCGACUUCGAGGCCGCCCUGCGAGGCGGCGAGGUGCACUUCGGGACCCACCUGGACGUGACCAGCUACGCCGAGGGGGUGCGGGAGACGCACAACCCCUCUGGCCGGGCCCUGCCCGCCGUCGUCUGGGACUUCUACCAGAACGGCUGCUCCCUGCGGCUGCUCAGCCCCCAGACCUUCUCCCCCACCGUCUGGCACUUCCUCUCCAUCCUGCAGGAGCACUUCGGCAGCAUGGCGGGGGCCAACACGUACCUCACGCCACCGGGGACGCAGGGCUUCGCCCCCCACUACGAUGACAUUGAGGCCUUCGUGCUGCAGCUGGAGGGGAAGAAGCACUGGCGUGUCUACAGCCCCCGGACGGACGCUGAGGUGCUGCCCCAGUUCUCCAGUGCCAACCUCACGCAGGCAGAGCUCGGCGAGCCCGUGCUGGAGGCGGUGUUGGAGGCCGGGGACCUGCUGUACUUCCCCCGCGGCUUUAUCCACCAGGGCGACUGUCUCCCUGACGCGCAUUCGCUCCACAUCACUGUGUCUUCCUACCAGAGGAACUCCUGGGGGGACCUCCUGGAGAAGCUCCUCCCAGCCGCCCUGCAGAUGGCCCUGGAGGAGGACGUGGAGUACCGGCAAGGGCUCCCCAUGGACUACCUGGGGUACAUGGGGGUCGCCAACUCGGACGCACGUGAUGCUCGCCGGACGGCCUUUAUGGAGAAGGUGCAGAACCUGAUAAAGAAACUCGUGGACUAUGCACCCAUUGAUGCUGCCGUGGAUCAGAGAGCCAAGUCCUUUCUUCAUGACUGUCUCCCCCCAGUGCUUACGCAAAGUGAAAAGGCACAGAGUGUGUACGGCUUCCCAGCCCGGUGGCAAGAUGGAGGCCCCUGCGAUGUCGAUAUACGGAUAACAAAAGACACAGAAGUACGCCUCCUCCGCCAUGGUGUCAUUAGAUUGUGUAACGAAGAAGCAGGUGUGAUGCUGUAUUACACAACGGAAAACUCAAGAGUGUAUCACAAGGAAGAACCCAAGUUCCUUGAGAUAGAUCCUGAGUAUACAGACAGUAUCGAAUUUCUCCUGUCUUCCUAUCCAAACCACGUCAGUGUGAAUACCCUUCCAUGUGAAACCUUGGAGGACAAGAUUUCUCUAGCCACUCUCCUGUUUGAGAAGGGCAUUCUGACUACAAAGAAGCCUCUGGUGCAAGUGUAACUAUUUUUUUACAAAAUAAACAUCGUUUGUUUAGAA
This is a messenger RNA of Athene cunicularia (burrowing owl), 1320 nucleotides long. It is a transcript of the gene RIOX1, whose product is annotated as ribosomal oxygenase 1. The transcript has a single exon. NCBI's taxonomy places the organism in Eukaryota, Metazoa, Chordata, Aves, Strigiformes, Strigidae. Gene Ontology annotation, molecular function: histone H3K4 demethylase activity; histone H3K36 demethylase activity. The annotation marks the transcript as partial. The record is from RefSeq and is a predicted model, not a curated record. Gene Ontology annotation, cellular component: nucleolus.